CAAACCUAUGCACCAACAUACUACAACAUGCAAUUUAAGCAUGAAUUUAUGGUCGCAUAACCUUUCAUAACAAUUAUACAUACGUACCAUGGCGCCCCGACUCUCCAUCCCGACCCAUGGGGGCCUCAAAAACACCCAUCGCAUCCCCUCCUCGAGUCCCCUCAUCCACCGUACCCUCUCUCGAUUAUCCCGCGCCUCCCUCAUAUCGCUCGCAUUAUCAUGGCUGUCAGAUCCGCACAUCCAAUACUGCGUCCCAUAUACCCUCGCUACCCUCCCCGACCCAUCCACGGCCGACGACGAUCCUGACGCGCCGUUCGACACGGCCGAGAGCAUCGAAGAGGCGGUAGAGAUAUAUGAGGAAUUUCAGGAGAAGAGGAGCGGGACCAAGCGAGACGUGUUGGAGCGGAUACUCGAGGGCGAUUGGCGACAUGGGAUCACGCUGUAUCAGCUAGGAAUGGCCGAGACAAGGUGGAUUCUGGAUCAGAAUGGUGCGGUGCGGUGGACAGCGUUGCGGCUGUCACGGCAUGAGAACAGUAAAAGCGAAUCUGCUGCGAUAAAUAAGAGUGGGAAGACAGGCAUGGAUAAGCGGAAAACAUGUUUCGAUGCGCGAGAGGAGCGAAAGAACUUGGAAACCUUGUCUCGCCUCCCGCGCUUCCACGCUCCCACCUUUCUCCUCAACCUGCAACGCGAAAUCGGGUCAUUGAUGCGCACCCACUACUACCUCGCGCGACACCCCGAGCAAGAACUGACGAUCCUCCGGGUCUACAUCCACGACAGCCCGUACAACACCCAACGCUCCCUCCACGAUCCCCGCACCUCCAACGUCACCACCACCAGCACCACCCUCGACGCCUCCAAAUCCGUCUUCUUCAUCUUCCCCGACAACACCCCCUACCUCUAUGCCAGCCUCGGCGCCACCUCCAAACCCUCGCCCUCUUCCGACCCCCCUUCACGAACCCGCCAACCCGCCGACGACGCCGACGCCAAAAGUCUCAAAAAGGUCCUCUUGGCCGCCAUCCCCAAGGCGCUCUCUCGCCCACACUUCCGCCUCACCCUCAAAUCCACCUCACUCUCGGCCCGCUCGCUGAAUACGUUGCUCGCGAUGCGCGGCGCCGGGCGGACGAACCAUGCGCAGGGCGCAUGGAGCAUCUUCGCGCACGGGAGCGUCGGGCACGGAGCGUUGGCGUUCGAGACUAGCUCAAAUAAACGGAAGGCGGAGGAGGUGGGAGGUCUGGUGCGGGGCGAUGAGGAUAAGGAGAACAUCGCGCCGGAGCAGGGGAAGAAGCGGUUGCGCAGUAUGCAGAUGCUCCGGGGAAGCGAGAAUGACCCGAAGCGGCUGAAGCGGUUGGAGGGAGUGUCGGAGGGGCGGUUUGGGGAGUCGGGGAAGGAAAGGGAUGGGGUGGCAUUGGAGAGGGUGGAGGUCCGGAUGGACGAGGUAUUUUCUAGACGCGGGACGGCGGAAGUGGGACUGGGCGAGGAUGCGGAUCUGUCGGCGGAGAAAGAUGGGGAGGAGGGGGAGACAUGGCGUCCACAGGUCCGGAUCUCGUUUAAUGGAUCGCAUGUGUUUGCGGGGAUACGCAAGCUGGUGGAGAUGGGGGUGGUGAAUGGGGAGAGGAUGCCGGGCUGGAUGACGGGAGAGGCGGGGGUGAGUGUGGGUUGUGUGCGGGACGGGAGGAUAGUGAGGAGAGAGGUUUUGGGGAAGUCUUUGAAAGGGUAG
Molecule: messenger RNA, 1717 nt
Organism: Eremomyces bilateralis CBS 781.70
Lineage: Eukaryota; Fungi; Ascomycota; Dothideomycetes; Eremomycetales; Eremomycetaceae
Product: CHL4-domain-containing protein
Exons: 1
Coding region: 89-1717 (542 amino acids)
Biological process (GO): chromosome segregation; CENP-A containing chromatin assembly
Source: RefSeq, a predicted model, not a curated record